GUCAGCGCGAAACUGGGGCCGCCGGAGCCGAACAGGGAACGGCGUUUGCCGGGGCCGAGGCGGAAGCCGGAGCCUUUGGCGGACCGGACCGCGGGAACCCGGAAACGCCUGGGCCGCACUGAGGCGGUCCGGGCGACCGAGGCGGCGGGAGCCGGCGGCGCUGCGGGUCAGCGGGCGCGGCGGAGCCGGCGGGCUCGGCAGCCUGGGGCGCCGGCCGUCGCAGAGCCUGGGGCUUCGGUGCUGGCAGCUGGUCGAGCCUCACGGCGGACAAAUGAAGAGAAAACAAUGUCUGCCAACCUAAAAUAUCUUUCUUUGGGAAUUUUGGUGUUUCAGACUACCAGUUUGGUUCUAACGAUGCGUUAUUCUAGGACUUUAAAAGAAGAGGGUCCUCGUUAUUUAUCUUCUACAGCAGUAGUUGUGGCUGAAAUUUUGAAAAUAAUGGCCUGCAUCUUUUUAGUCUAUAAAGACAGUAAGUGCAGUGUGAGAACACUGAAUCGAGUCCUGCAUGAUGAAAUUCUCAAUAAACCCAUGGAAACACUCAAGCUCGCUAUUCCAUCAGGGAUAUACACUCUUCAGAACAACUUACUCUAUGUGGCACUGUCAAACCUAGAUGCAGCCACGUACCAGGUUACAUAUCAGUUGAAAAUACUUACAACAGCAUUAUUUUCUGUGUCUAUGCUUGGUAAAAAAUUAGGUGUGUACCAGUGGCUCUCCCUAGUAAUUCUGAUGGCAGGAGUUGCUUUUGUACAGUGGCCUUCAGAUUCUCAAGAGCUGAAUUCUAAGGAACUUUCAACUGGCUCACAGUUUGUAGGACUCAUGGCAGUUCUCACAGCGUGUUUUUCAAGUGGCUUUGCUGGAGUUUAUUUUGAGAAAAUACUAAAAGAGACAAAACAAUCAGUUUGGAUAAGAAACAUUCAGCUCGGUUUCUUUGGGAGUAUGUUUGGAUUAAUGGGUGUAUACGUUUAUGAUGGAGAAUUGGUCUCAAAGAAUGGAUUUUUUCAGGGAUAUAAUCAACUGACCUGGAUAGUUGUUGUUCUGCAGGCACUUGGAGGCCUUGUAAUAGCUGCUGUCAUUAAGUAUGCAGAUAAUAUUUUAAAAGGAUUUGCGACCUCUUUAUCCAUUAUAUUGUCAACAAUCAUAUCUUAUUUUUGGUUGCAAGAUUUUGUGCCAACCAGUGUUUUUUUCCUUGGAGCCAUCCUGGUCAUAGCAGCUACUUUCUUGUACGGUUAUGAUCCCAAACCUGCAGGGAACCCCACUAAAGCCUAGUCAUGUACUAUGGUUAACUGCUUUUUUACGACGGUGCCCUAGGACCUCAACAUUGAUCCUACACAGAGGACUUCUGCAGAGUCUGUGAAGAAAUCAUCGUGCUGAAUCUGAUCAUACUGUUCAAAGGGUUUGAAAAUGCAUAGGCUUCAGGAUGAAAUGUGUAUAUCAUCUGGAACCCAAGCUUGGAAGUGUGUCCAGGGAGUAGGCUUAGAGGGGUACUGGGAGGAGCCUGAGGGCUGCGCUCACAGUGACUUCAGCCUUUUGGUUGCUGCAGAACUGUCCGGUACAGCCUUUGUAAGAGCACACAAAUGCAAAUGGCAGCCAGUGUUGGCACGGGAGAUCUCCAUACUCUCCCACAUGCUCUUAAUUUCAUCCUUUCUGUACAGACACAUCAAAUUACAUGAGCUAAUCAAAGCUGAAAAAUUAUAAUUGCCUAUAAAGAACAAAAAAAAUAUAUAAUUUAAAACCAUUUUCAUGUAUCUGGGAUUUUUAUAUUCAUAUAAAAGAUUACUAAGCAAAGGAUUGCUAAAUGUUAUUUGUUUAAUUACAUAAAACUUGAUGAAGUAGUAGUCUGGGUUUGAAUCAUGUUUAAAUCUAGUAUAGAAAGAAUCUAUUUCUCUGUGUAUGUCUUUUGACCAUUUACUGCUUUCACAUAGCUGAAUGGAUUUGGUUCUUCAUAUGCUAGAGUAGCCAGUGAUGUUGACACUAAUGAAGUUUUAUCCAUCAUUUUCCAGUUGUAUUUCUUUUCCAUAUAUAAGAGAAGUUCUCAUUAUUACCUUAAGUUGACUUUGUGUGUUUUGCCAUUAAAACUCAUAAAUGAAUUUAAAGGAAUUAAGUACUCAUUUAAUAAUUGAAAAUAAAAUACUAAUUACCGUCCAGUCUCCAUGUGGAGAAAUCUGAAUUAUGAAGCAUAUACUAUAUACAAUUUUGAAAUAGAGUUUUCUUGUUAAUUUGCAGUAGGAAUUUCUUUUAAUCUACAACUGUUGGCAGAAGCAACAAUCAAAAAAUAGCAUUAAUCAUUUCAAUGGACCACAGACAAGCUGAUUUUCUUGUAGAUAGUCCCACUGUCAUUGGUUUUUUGGUGGUAGUGGCUUUUGUUUUUGUUUUCUUUCUUUCUUUCUUUCUUUUUUCCCCCUGAGACAAGUUUUUCUGUGUAGUGUUGGCUGUCCUGGACUCACUUUGUAGACCAGGCUGAUCUCAGAGUCACAGAGAAACUACCAGCCCCGUCGUCUGCAGUGCUGGGAUUAAGGAUGUGGGACACCCUGCCCAACAUUUUUUAUUUUAAUACAUACAUUAUCGUUUUUAAAAGUACAUGUAUUUUUAAAUAUAAAAAUAAUGUAUUUUAAAAAUAACACAUUGUUUUAAGGGGCGCUAUAAUUUAAUUUCCAAGGCUCUGUAGAAGUUUUUAAGUCUUAAAAGCUCACAAUCCCCAGAAACACUCUGAUCAUGUGUUUGGAAGAGGUGACUGCGUUAGGGCUUUCCUUUCUGUGUCCCCAUGAGUCCUGCUGAGAAGGAGCAACUAUUUUGCUUUAAACUAGAUUGUUUUUUCUUUUUAAACACUGGAGUUGAUACAAAUUAUGUAUUAUUUAAUAACCUGAUUCAAAGAGAGAAAAUAUAUUAAAUAUAGUAAAAUGAACUGGGAGGCAAAAAUGAAUUCUAUAUUUGGAAUAUGUUAUUUAUUGACUUUAUGCAGAAUUACCUAUUAAAUAUGAGAUGUAUUUACUUUAUUUUUUCAUUUAUAUUGUAUAUAUCUUUGUUGUAAUAGAUACAAACCUAUAAAGAAGGUAACUAUUUUUUAAUGUAGUUCUAAUAGGUUUUGUUAAAUGGAGUUUGUCUCAAAGGCAGUAUUGUUAAGAACUGUAAAGUCUCCUUGGCUAACUUGAACUGGCUUUUUGAUCUUGCUAGUGUGGACGUACUCUCAACAGUGAACAUGCCUAACUAAUUCCAUUCAGAGUUUCAAAGUACUUAAAGUUACAGAAUGUUCAAAUUCAUUGCCCCAGCGAUGAUAAAGUGACACCAGGCUUACGGUUUUCAGUGACCACCUUUUAGCAAUUAAAUAGCUCCAUUUUGAGCAUGGUGUAAGGCCACCACAGGAUUCAAGCUUAUGUCCAAGGUCCUGUGACUAAGUGUAACCUAGAACUUGCAAAUAUACAAAAUUCAUGGGGACAUAUUCGUGUUCUGCUCACAUUAAAGCAUUGUGUGCUCAAAUGUGUUAAUAUAGUGUGGAUUCACAAUUAAUGGUUACUUAGAUCUAGUAUACCCGUUUUAACCCUACAUAAAUAAUAUAAAUAAGUAAUUGGACAUUAAUGUUGUUAGAGUAAUAACACAUUUAUAUAUUUCUUUCUU
Acomys russatus (golden spiny mouse) is the source of this 3612-nucleotide messenger RNA. It is a transcript of the gene Slc35a3, whose product is annotated as solute carrier family 35 member A3. Gene Ontology annotation, molecular function: UDP-galactose transmembrane transporter activity. NCBI's taxonomy places the organism in Eukaryota, Metazoa, Chordata, Mammalia, Rodentia, Muridae. The transcript is spliced from 8 exons. Gene Ontology annotation, biological process: pyrimidine nucleotide-sugar transmembrane transport. Gene Ontology annotation, cellular component: Golgi membrane. The record is from RefSeq and is a predicted model, not a curated record. Bases 286 to 1266 code for a protein of 326 amino acids.